AUGCCGUCUUUCAAUCGCAUCGCCAUCUACGGUCAUCGAGGCUGGGCAAGCUCGAAGAUAACCGAAGCCUUGAUCGCUUCAGGGGCACCGAUUCGAAUUAUUUACCGGCCAGGGUCCGAUAUCUCAAGCCUGCCCGCCUCCGUCACCACUGUGGAGGUGGAUGUCAGCGACGAUGAAGCACUAGUCGAUGCCCUACAUGAUAUUGACAUCGUCAUCUCCCUCGUCGGGCAUGAAGGCGUUGAGCGACAGCAUGCCUUUAUCAAGGCCAUACCAAAGACGCAAGUCAAGUUAUUUUCGCCGUCAGAGCUCGCGGGCAGAUACGAUGAACAAGGGUUGAAGAUCGUCGUCAACAAGACUAAGCGCCAAGUUGAGGAAGCCUCUAUCGUUGCUGGCAUACCAACGACGAUGGUUUUGCUUGGAAACUUUGCCGAGUUUGCGCUGAACACUCCUGGCAUGGGUAUAGACUUGCCCGGUAACAGAAUCGUAUACUCGGGGAACAGCACCAAGGAGGUUGUGGACUUAUGCACUCGGAACUACGUGGCCGCGGCAUACUCUGCUAUCUUCACUUCGACGCCAAUUGCUCAGCUUCAAAAUAGGUCAAUCUCAAUUUCGGAGUUGAAGGUCACUGGUGAGAAUGUUGCUACUAUGUUGGAAAAGAAGCACGGCGCUCUUCCUCGCCUCUCCUCCCUGAGCCUCGACAGAGUCAACGCCGAAGUCGAGGAAGGCCUCAAAUCAGGUAGUCUCUUCACCCUGGCUUGGUACUGUCGCAAGAUAUGGGGCACUGGCCAGCAAGCUAAAAUGGUUGGGGCCGAUAUCUGGGAGGUCGACGAAUACAAGAAGGCAACUCUUGAAGAUCUAAUCGUUGAUGGAAAGCUUGAAGCAUACCGCCAACUCCCACCACAGGUUACAGAGUACUUCCAAAGUACAUUCUGA
Molecule: messenger RNA, 933 nt
Organism: Colletotrichum fioriniae
Lineage: Eukaryota; Fungi; Ascomycota; Sordariomycetes; Glomerellales; Glomerellaceae
Source: RefSeq, a predicted model, not a curated record